Vigna unguiculata (cowpea) is the source of this 1201-nucleotide messenger RNA. RefSeq names its product toll/interleukin-1 receptor-like protein. Gene Ontology annotation, biological process: signal transduction; defense response. Lineage: Eukaryota; Viridiplantae; Streptophyta; Magnoliopsida; Fabales; Fabaceae. The record is from RefSeq and is a predicted model, not a curated record.
UGCAUCACAUGGACAUUUUAUUUACAUUCAUUUUUCUAGUUCUUUAAUUGUUGUAAAAGAGUCUAGUUAUUCUCUCUUGCAUCUCAGAAUUUCUUGUGCUCAGGUGCAAGAUGGUUGAGCAGAGAAUUAUGAGUGUUGUUUCUUCUUCCUCUAACUCUUGUACAAAAAAAUAUGAUGUUUUUAUAAGCUAUCGAGGUAAAGACAAACGCAGGAACUUCAGCACCCAUCUUUAUGAGGCUUUGGUGCAAAAGAAAGUGGAAACCUAUGUAGAUGAAGAUAUUGAAAAGGGUGAUGAAAUCUCAGCAGCACUGAUGAAAGCCAUUGAAGAUUCUCGUGUAUCUAUUGUUGUGUUUUCAGAGAAUUUUGCUUCCUCAAAGUGGUGCUUGAAUGAACUCAUAAAGAUUAUGGAUUACAAGAAAGAGUUGGGACAAAUUGUAAUACCAGUGUUCUACAACACAGAUCCAUCCCAUGUCAGGAACCAAACUGGGAGGUUUAUGGAGAGCUUUGUAAAACAUGAAGGAGAACCCAACUGCAUAAAAUGGAAAACUGCUCUCACUCAAGCAGCCAACUUAGCUGGAUGGAGCUCUCAAAAUUAUAGGACUGACUCUGAAUUACUUAAGGACAUUGUUAAAGAUGUUUUGGAAAAAUUGCCUCCUAGAUGCAGAAACCAAUGUAAAGGAUGGGUGGAAAACCUUACACGGAAAGCCCAACUUCAAGCAAUUGCAAUUGAAGAAAGUGCUAAAUGCAAAGCAGUAGAGAAAGUGAUCAAGUCACUUACUUCUCAGUUGAAGGAUAUGGCCAUGAGGUUACAUGUUCUUGGUUCCGAUGAGACUGAAUGGAUUGAGCAAGAUGAACCUGGUGUACAUAUUUAUCUGACCUCCCUAGUAGGUCUAAUCUAUCUUAAAAGACUAUGCUUAAGGUAUAGAAUGCUCUAUUAUAUUUUUACAUUUUUUUUAGCAGGGGAAUGCUAGGAAUGCACUUUCCAAUGCCUCUUUUCCAUCAGAUUCUCUAUUUUAGUUGGAAUUAAUGGGGUCUCACCAUUGUAGAAAUAGAACUACUAGUAGAAAUAGUUUGUAGUUGUUCAAACUUUGUUCUUGGUAGCACUUUCAUAAAUAUUUCUGCAACUUGAUCUUCUGUUGUGCAAUACUAGAGUUGAAUUUGUUGAGUUGCCUCUUCAUCUCGAAUGAAGGGAUAUUUAAUG